Messenger RNA from Bemisia tabaci, 2006 nucleotides. Lineage: Eukaryota; Metazoa; Arthropoda; Insecta; Hemiptera; Aleyrodidae. The record is from RefSeq and is a predicted model, not a curated record.
AUUUAAGGGAGAAUGAUUCAUGGAAGGAACAGCAUAUGCUACUCCUUGUAUCUGAUUUUCUGGAUGAAAGUUAUAUUUUGUCUACUACAGAAAGUUCAAUCUUACCAAAAUGAAUGGUACGAGACAACAUCCAUUUACCAAGUAUAUAUACAAGGUCAUUUAUGGACUCCAAUAAUGAUGGUAAUGGGGAUUUUAAGGGUAUACUAGAGAGACUGGAUUACAUUCAAGCUUUAGGAUUUGAAACGGUUUAUGUCCAGACCGUUUUUAAAUCCCCUUUCCUGGACGGAGGAUAUGACAUUUCAGAUAAUAAAGACGUCAAUCCAAUGUUCGGGACCAUGGAGGAAUUGAAAAAUUUGAUUGAUGAAAUUCACAAAAGAGGAAUGAAAAUUCUUCUUGAUUUUGUUCCAAACCACACGAGUAACCAACAUGAGUGGUUCAAGAAGUCUGUCAAAAGGGAAGCUCCUUACACUGACUUCUAUGUUUGGGAAGAUCCAAAAAAAUAUGAUCCCGAGACAAACCAACCAAUCCCGCCUAGUAAUUGGAUAAGCUUUCCAAAAGGUUCUAUGUGGGAGUGGAACGAUGAAAGGAAACAAUUCUAUUUGCAUCAGUUCUUACCCUUGCAACCUGAUCUGAACUAUCGAAAUCGGGCGUUAAGAGAGGCAGUGAAGGACAUUAUUCGAUUUUGGUUAGAUUUUGGUGUCGAUGGGUUUCGGGUUGAUGCGAUUGGACAUCUGAUGGAAGAUGCAAUGCUGAGAGACAAUCCUUGGCAACCUGGUAUGUUCGGGAUAAAUAACUAUUUUGCUCAAAUUCACACAUACAGUCAGAACCAGGAAGACAUGUAUGAAGUAACUCACGAAUGGCGUUUGCUCUUGGAUGAGUAUAAAGAAAAAACCAAAAAAGCCAGGAUAAUGGGAUUUGAAUUUUGGGACUCUGCGGAAAUGACUCAAAAGCUCAUGGGUAAUGAGACACACAAGAAUCUACAUUUUCAACUGACUCCAAAUAUGUGGCUCGCAAGGAAAUUUAAUUCAAGUGCAAUUAUAGAACGUGUCCAAGAUCAAUUGUGGGCCUCAUCACCAUCUGGAAUACCAAGUUGGUCGAUUGGGAAUCACGAUAAAGGUCGAGCAGGAGAUUUAGGUGGCCCAGAAAUAUCCCUGCCCUCUUUCAUGAUAGUUCUUCUACUCCCAGGAGUGGUAAAUAGUUACUACGGCGAGGAGAUAUCGAUGACGAGCCUCCCUUUACGCCCCGAUCAAAAGGGUGACAGGGACCCACACGGUGAGAUCAUGCACAGGACCCCGAUGCAGUGGGACGACUCUCCCAAUGCAGGUUUUACGAAAAGAAGAAUUCCAUGGUUGCCCGUGAACCCAAAUUACUAUGCAAUUAACGUGAAGAGACAAGCGGGCGAAAAAAACAGUCAGUUGAACAAUUUUAAACGUCUGAUGAAACUCAGGAAGACACCUACCAUUAUGCAAGGAGAGUUGAAUAUGUGUGCGCCAACACCUUGGCUCUUUGUUUUUCAAAGGUACCUACAUGGCGAAGCACCAAUCGUAGUGGUCGUCAAUCUAGGCACGGAAAUGGAAGUUAUCAGUCUAAAUAACUGCUCAUUUAGUUUGCCAAGGAUCAUGGAAGUUCAUACGGCCAGCUGCAACUCGGGUUUCGAGAUUGGGGAUAGAUUUGUAGUUUGCAUUUCCAAUGACUCGACUCAUUGCCCUGAACUGCGUCCAAGAUCUGGAUUGGUUUUGACAUCCGUGAUAAGCUCUGGGGGUAGUUCUGCUGUCAUUUCUAUUUAUCUAUUUCCUACUAUUUUCUGUUCUUUCACUUACAGUGUUUUGAGAUAUCGCUCGCCGAAAAACACGGUGUUUGUAGUCGUCCACGGCGGUAUGCAUACCAUGAUUUCUUCCGCUUUUAUUUCAUCGAUCAGAUACACACAUUUGCAUGGGUUGCUAGACAUGAAACAUGAAAAGAAAAAAGAUGAAAGUAACCAUGGUAUGCACAACCGUGAUGAAUGA